Messenger RNA from Rangifer tarandus platyrhynchus (Svalbard reindeer), 1191 nucleotides. The record is from the annotation of a GenBank genome assembly. Lineage: Eukaryota; Metazoa; Chordata; Mammalia; Artiodactyla; Cervidae.
AUGGGAGCCAACACUUCAAGCAAACCACCAGUGUUUGAUGAAAAUGAUGAUGUCAACUUUGACCACUUUGAAAUUUUGCGAGCCAUUGGAAAAGGCAGUUUCGGGAAGGUCUGCAUCGUACAGAAGAAUGAUACCAAAAAGAUGUACGCGAUGAAGUACAUGAACAAACAAAAGUGCGUGGAGCGCAACGAAGUGAGGAAUGUCUUCAAGGAGCUCCAGAUCAUGCAGGGACUGGAGCACCCUUUCCUGGUUAAUUUGUGGUAUUCCUUCCAAGAUGAGGAAGACAUGUUCAUGGUGGUGGACCUCCUGCUGGGCGGGGACCUGCGUUACCACCUGCAGCAGAACGUCCGCUUCCAGGAAGACACUGUGAAGCUCUUCAUCUGUGAGCUGGCCAUGGCCUUGGACUACCUGCAGAGCCAGCGCAUCAUUCACAGGGAUAUGAAACCUGACAAUAUUUUGCUUGAUGAACAUGGGCACGUGCACAUCACAGACUUCAACGUCGCCGCAGUGCUGCCCGGGGAGAUGCGGAUCACCACCGUGGCUGGCACCAAGCCUUACAUGGCACCUGAGAUGUUCAACUGCAGAAGAGAAGCAGGCUAUUCCUUUGCUGUUGACUGGUGGUCACUGGGAGUGACAGCAUAUGAGCUGCUGAGAGGCCGGAGACCGUAUCAUAUUCGCUCCAGUACUUCCAGCAAGGAAAUUGCACACAUGUUUGAGACAGCACUAGUGACUUACCCUUCUGCCUGGUCACAGGAGAUGGUAUCCCUUCUUAAAAAGCUACUUGAACUGAAUCCGGACCACCGAUUUUCCCAUUUGUCUGAUAUUCAAAACUUCCCAUAUAUGAAUGAUAUGAACUGGGAUGCAGUUCUGCAGAAGAGGCUCAUUCCAGGAUUUGUUCCUAACAAAGGCAGGCUGAAUUGUGACCCCACCUUUGAGCUCGAAGAAAUGAUUUUGGAGUCCAAGCCUCUUCACAAGAAAAAGAAGCGUCUGGCCAAGAAGGAGAAGGAGAUGAGGAAAUGCAAUUCCUCUCAGACAUGCCUUCUUCAAGAACACCUUGAAUCUGUCCAAAAGGAGUUCAUAAUUUUCAACAGAGAAAAAGUCAAAAGGGACUUUAAUAAAAGACAAGCAAAUCAAGCCUUGGAACAAACCAAAGACCCACAAGGAGAGGAUGGUCAGAAUAGCAACCUGUGA